Molecule: messenger RNA, 1859 nt
Organism: Clarias gariepinus (North African catfish)
Lineage: Eukaryota; Metazoa; Chordata; Actinopteri; Siluriformes; Clariidae
Gene: ddx28
Product: DEAD (Asp-Glu-Ala-Asp) box polypeptide 28
Exons: 1
Coding region: 141-1859 (572 amino acids)
Biological process (GO): mitochondrial large ribosomal subunit assembly
Cellular component (GO): mitochondrion
Molecular function (GO): nucleic acid binding; ATP binding
Source: RefSeq, a predicted model, not a curated record
UGUGACAAGUUAUUGGUCUUUGCGUGAAAACGGAAUUUAGUUGUUUAUGAAACAGCGCUCGUUGCACAAAAUUUUAUUUUUAGUUGUGAAAUGCUAGGUUCAUUGUUUUUAGCUAGCCGAGUUGAAUUUAAACGACUUGCAUGGUGAAAAUGCACACGGUGAAAGUCGGGUGGUUUGGCUUGCUCGCUCCGCGGCAGCUGUUAAGCCGAUCUGAUUCGGUUUACAGUAAAGUCCGCGCUGCAGUUUGUGUGCCGGACUUAUUAGAUAGUGUUGUUGGACGCACAGCAGCGACGUCGACGCGUGAGCCGGUGAUAAUCCGCGUGCCGAGGCGCAUGCAGGAGCGCGUGGACAGUGUGAAGCAGGUGAAGCGAACAAACGUGGGAAAAGUCGCCACAGUGAAAGCUGGGAGACUGCUGAUCAAGAGCAAGAACCCAGUACUGAACCAGUCUGUCGCUUACACACUGGGGAAGUUUGAAGAACCGGUCCUAACCUCCAAGGGAUGGAAGAGUAACAAGUCAUUCGGGGACUAUUUCACCAUCAACAGCACUCAGAACGCGCCUCCGUUCCUCCCUGAUCCCAAUCAGGACAGUAAACAAGGUGGACAAGAUGGUCCCAGAAGGACAUUCGAUCAUUUCCGUCUUUCGUCAGAGCUGGUCGAGACCCUACAGAGUCACGACGUUACUCAUCCCACCAUCGUGCAGUUACAGACCAUUCCCAAGCUGCUCCGCGGGCACAACGUCCUGUGUGCCGCCGAGACAGGCAGCGGCAAAACGCUCGCCUACCUCCUGCCCAUGAUCCACAAACUCCAUAAAGAGACGACGGAGAUGGAGAUGGGAUCAGAGCAGAAGACGCAAGCGGUGGUCCUCGUGCCGUCCAGAGAGCUGGCCGAGCAAGUCACCUCAGUUGCAAGAUCUCUGAGCAAGCCGUUUGGAUUCAGGGUUAAAGUCAUAGGUGGAGGAAGCGGAGUCGGGAGCAUCAAAGCGGCUUUCAGUUACGGUCAGCCUCACGUUCUGGUUGCGACUCCCGGUGCGUUGCUCAAGGCCCUGCAGAGACGCUUUGUGGAUCUCAACGAACUGCGUUUUAUGAUAAUAGAUGAAGCCGAUACGAUGUUCGAUCCCAGCUUUGUAGACAUGCUCGAGAAGAUCCUCCGGCAAACCCAGAUCGCUGAAAACCUCUCAGAGAUAACCGGGCCGGCCAGAAAAGCACAGCUUGUCAUAGUGGGCGCUACUUUCCCCGGAGGAGUCGGCGAACUCUUGGGUAAAGUGACCGACCUGUGCAGCUUGGUGACGGUUAAGAGUCGGAUGUUGCACUACCUGAUGCCGCAUGUCAAGCAGACCUUUGUUAAAGUGAGAGGCUCUGAGAAAGUUCUGGAGCUUCACCAAGCCUUGAAGGAGGUAGAGCCAGACCGGAAGGGCGUUCUGGUUUUCUGCAAUUCGGCCGCCACCGUCAACUGGCUCGGCUACACUCUGGAAGAGAUGGGCCUGCGUCAUGCACGUCUUCAGGGAGAAAUGCCUGCUGCGAUGAGGGAAGGAAUCUUUCAGAGCUUCCAAAAAGGCCAUGUCGACGUUUUGCUUUGUACUGAUAUCGCUUCCCGGGGACUGGACACUCAAAGAGUGGGCUUGGUGGUUAACUACGACUUCCCAGAAUCCCAUACGGACUACAUCCAUCGAGCAGGUCGUGUAGGCAGGGCGGGAUCCUCAGGUGGAGGACACGUCCUCAGUUUUGUCACUCAUCUGUGGGAUGUGGAACUGGUGCAGAGCAUCGAGACGGCAGCCAGGAGGAGAAUGUGUUUACCAGGAAUGGAGACUGAGAUCCAGAAACCCGUUAAGACCGCGUCAUUAUCACAGGAGAGCAAAUGA